AAUGGAAAUCGAAGUUUCCCAUUCUCCUCGUCAGACACCCAUUGUUAUUCAGCUCAAGUAUGCGGUCUAAGUGCAGCUUCUGAUAGGCCGAUCGGGCGAUCGAUGAGGCCAUGAUACCUGGCCAAGGAGAAGGUGAACAUGAGCAGCAUGACCUUUUGCUUCGAUGCUCGUUUCUUUAUGGCUGGGCAGGCCUUUAGAGCCGGUUCUCUUUGAGGAUGUCGCCUCCUCCCCCACGCUGCCCCACACCAAGUCCGUCUGUCGCGCCAUCCAAGCCGCAAAGCGCGAUCUUGGUAACGGAAAGGAGGAGAAGAAGAGACCGUCGAAGACCUUGUCGCCGCCGCCGAUGAUCCCCUCCGCGUGCGAUCCGCAUCUCGUCCCGCGCCUCCUCUCCUACGCCGGCGCCUCGCCCGCGCGGCCGCAGGCGGCGGCGCUGCUGGAGCUCUCGGAGGUGGAGAAGGUGCUGCCCGAAGUCCGGGCAGGCGACGUGCGCGUGUUCCCCCGUCGGCGAGGGCGGGCUGCCCGGCGGCGCCUGCGUCGACUCACAUGGUCGUCGCCACAACAUCGCGCAGGCGCUCCUGUACAAGGCACGGACUCCCCUGAAUUCCCCUUCCCCUGCCUCCCCCUAGAAAAACGAAAGGAAGGUUCUUUAGAUCCACAUGUCGUGUAUGGCUCAUGACUGCUCGCCGAUGACCUGCAACCAGCUAGUUUAAACUGUAUUUUUGCACGUUGGAAAGUCAUAUGCAGUGGCAUAAGUACUCGUAACAUAGACAUGAGAGCUGACAGUUUAA
This is a messenger RNA of Panicum hallii, 788 nucleotides long. RefSeq lists its product as uncharacterized. The record is from RefSeq and is a predicted model, not a curated record. Bases 164 to 676 code for a protein of 170 amino acids. The transcript has 2 exons. Lineage: Eukaryota; Viridiplantae; Streptophyta; Magnoliopsida; Poales; Poaceae.